GAGCAGGGUUUAUAAACGAUGGGGUGGUUCAAUGGGUUAAACUGCUUUUCGAAGUGCUAUUUGUGGCCUGCUGCUUUGCACGCCAGACACUGACAGAACAGCAUGGAGACGCUUCUUUUUCUAUUUCCUCAAUUUAACUACAUGGCCCCAAAGGAGGAAGCGUAUUUCAAAAUGUUUGCUGUAGAAGGCUUGCAGACGGCAGCGAUGAAGGACGAUAGCAGCAGACAGAAAGACAAGGAGAGGAAAGGCCGACUAAGCCUUUUUCUCACCAAGUCGGGCUCCCAUGAAAACGUCAGUCCCCAUAAAAAGACAAAUCCGACACCCAAGAACAUCCCAGCAGAAGAAGCUUUGCAAUGGAGCGAUUCUUUUGAAGACCUGCUGCAGCACACAGAUGGGGUGGAAACCUUCACUCAGUUCCUCAGGACGGAGUUCAGUGAGGAAAACAUUGAGUUCUGGUUGGCCUGUGAGGAAUACAAGACCAUUGAUUCUGAAACAAAGCUGCGGUCCAAAGCCAAAUAUAUUUACACGGUUUUUAUUGAAUCCGAAGCACCCAAAGAGGUCAACAUCGACUGCAACACCAAGAAGGCUAUCAUGAAGAACAUGGAACAACCCACGAGAAGCUGUUUUGAAGCAGCUCAGAUGAAAGUCUACAGCCUGAUGAAAAAAGACUCGUACCCCCGGUUCCUGCACUCUGACAUUUAUCUGCGUCUCACUCGGAGAAAGGGCCCCGGGACCACUAUGUUCCGCAGAAGGUCACGCUCCUGCGUGUUUAACGAGAGGGGGGAGGCCACGGCUGAACAUUCGGCCUGGUGAUGGUUUCAGGGUUAGUAUCUGACUGGAAUUGAUUGAUAUCAUCCAUCUGAUCAUCCAUCGUUAGAUGCACAAAAGAGCUGAAACGUAAUGUGCAGAGUUGAUUUUUUUAUUAUUAUUUGCAACUUUUUAUCUACAGGGUGCAAUACUUUUGUGCAACAGAGUGUAUAGAGGUCUACUCCACAAAGACAUCACCAUGGCAACCUCAGAUGUAUUUAUUAUAGCAGCUGGUGAUCUCUGCUUAUCAUGAAGACUAUGAACAGGAAAAUACCUGCUAGUAUGAAAAACUGUAAAACAUAAGAAGUCCUUUUUACUCUUUAAUUUAACUUUAUAUUCAUUGGUUAAUACUGUCAAAUAAAGAAAUACAGGCCAAGAAUUUGGAGAAAUUUACCACCUUUAAUAACUAUUUUAGGUAAGAACAUCUGUUAAUGAGAAAUGAUGAAACUGGCCUAGAACCCCCCCCCCCCCCCCCCCCCCCCAGGUACUUCACAACACAACAAUCAGUCAUUCACCCAUUCACACACAUUCACUUCCUGGUGGUGAUGAGCUACAUUGUAGCCACAGCUGCCCUGGGGGUGACUGACAAAGGUGAGGCUGCCGAACACUGGCGCCACCCCUCCCUCCGACCGCCACUAGCAGGCAAGGUGGGUGGAACGUCUUGCCCAAGGACACAACAGCAGCAUUCUAUGCCAGGAGCAGUAGCCGGGAUCAGUUGCUGGAAAACCCGCUCUACCUCCUGAGCUACUGCUGCCCUAUUGAGAAGGCAAGAAAAGGCAGACUUAUUUAUAAAGCACAUUUCAUACACACAGACAGUUCAAUGUUUAGGAAUAUCAAGAAAAUUAAAAUCAACAUGACAAAGUACAACUUAAAAAUGUUAAAGAUGCUAUGUUAAAGUUAAAGGGUGAGCAGUUACAGUGCAGAAGGUGCAGCAUGAGUAGUCCUUCAAAGGCUGAUUAAACAUGAAGGUUUUAAAUUUUGAUGUAAAAGUUACUAGAGUUUGGGGCACAUUUGAGGUCAUAAGGAAGCUGAUUCCAUCUGUGUGCAGCAUCGUGGCUAAAAGCAGCUUCACCCUGUUUGGUUCUGAUCCGAGUUCUACCAGCUGACUAGUGUUCUAAGAAUCUCAGAGCCCUGCUGGGCGUAUAUACCCACAUGUAUUCUGGUCCCUUGCCAUUAAGUGAUUUAUAAACUAGCAGAAGUACUUUGAAAUUGAUUCUGUGAUUUACUGGUAACCAGUGUAGAGAUUCAAGAACAGGAGUGAUGUGCUUGGUUAUCUUGGUUCUUGUUUAUUCAGCAUUCCGAAUAAAAUUAUGUAGGUAUUGUUGUUUGGUUAAAGGAGCAAUAUGUAAAUGUUUUACGGGGAAAUAAUCACCAAACAGUCUUGAGAAGGUUUGUAACAGAUUUCCUUUUUAGCCGGCUGGGGGUUUGUCAGUUGUUCUCCUUUAAAAAAAAAAACAAAGAGAGACAUAGUUACUGUUUACAAUGAGUGAGCCUGCAUGGUUGCAGGGUCCAUGCCAAGCUAACACGGCUCCAUCAGCAUUUGUUAUAUGACACCAGCAGGCAAAAGCUCCAGAGUUGUUAAAAGAACUGAACCCAAUAACAGGAGCGACCCUGAAGUUAUUUCUUGUGCUCUUAAGAAGAAACAACAUAUUUUUGUUCUACUCUAACAUUAGGUGAAGCAGGCUAGAGACUAAUGUUGAGCUAACAGUGCUAACAGUGAAGUAGAAGCAAAUAGUCAACUCUAAAAAUAUCUCAAGCUAUAUUUUUCAAUGGCCAAGAACUCCAUACCACAGUGAAAUGUAUUUAUCAACUUACUGUGUAUGACUUGUCUUUGCUCGUCAUCUAUCUUCUGGCGUUGGGUCGAACUUGGCAACAGCCAUAACUCAUGGAAUGGGAAUGAGACACGUGUUUGUUUUGAAAUUGGGCUUCAGUAACCAAAUGUGACUAUCGGAUGUCAUUCUUACUUUAUUUUUACUUAAUGCACCUUUAAACCUUUCAAAUAAUAGCACGUGUCAUUUCAUGCAA
This is a messenger RNA of Nothobranchius furzeri (turquoise killifish), 2832 nucleotides long. It is a transcript of the gene rgs18, whose product is annotated as regulator of G protein signaling 18. The record is from RefSeq and is a predicted model, not a curated record. NCBI's taxonomy places the organism in Eukaryota, Metazoa, Chordata, Actinopteri, Cyprinodontiformes, Nothobranchiidae.